AUGAGCAGUAACGAGUGCUUCAAGUGUGGUCGUUCUGGUCACUGGGCUAGGGAGUGCCCUACAGGUGGCGGACGUGGCCGAGGUGGUAGAGGCAGAGGACGUGGUGGAUUUAACUCAUCAAGAGGGUUCCAAUUUAUUUCUUCAUCUCUUCCAGACAUUUGUUAUCGUUGUGGAGAGUCUGGCCAUCUUGCUAAGGAUUGUGACCUUCAAGAGGAUGCUUGCUAUAACUGCGGCAGAGGUGGCCAUAUUGCAAAGGACUGCAAGGAGCCAAGAAAGGAGAGGGAGCAGUGCUGCUACAACUGUGGCAAACCAGGCCACCUUGCCCGUGACUGUGACCAUGCUGAUGAGCAGAAAUGUUAUUCUUGUGGAGAGUUUGGUCAUAUCCAGAAAGACUGCACCAAAGUCAAAUGCUACAGGUGUGGCGAAACUGGCCAUGUAGCCAUCAACUGCAGCAAGACCAGUGAAGUCAACUGUUAUCGCUGCGGGGAGUCGGGGCACCUUGCACGGGAAUGCACGAUUGAAGCUACAGCUUAA
Molecule: messenger RNA, 534 nt
Organism: Staurois parvus
Lineage: Eukaryota; Metazoa; Chordata; Amphibia; Anura; Ranidae
Source: the annotation of a GenBank genome assembly